Messenger RNA from Neurospora crassa OR74A, 3113 nucleotides. Its product is annotated as acyl-CoA desaturase 1. The transcript is spliced from 3 exons. NCBI's taxonomy places the organism in Eukaryota, Fungi, Ascomycota, Sordariomycetes, Sordariales, Sordariaceae. The coding region runs from base 784 to 2217 and encodes 477 amino acids. Gene Ontology annotation, molecular function: heme binding; iron ion binding; stearoyl-CoA 9-desaturase activity. Gene Ontology annotation, biological process: unsaturated fatty acid biosynthetic process. The record is from RefSeq and is a predicted model, not a curated record. Gene Ontology annotation, cellular component: endoplasmic reticulum membrane.
CACGUCUUAACCGAGUCGUUGAUGAAAUCCACUCCUCUGCUGUUGUUGUCGGCUCAUCACCCAUCGGAAAACCCCAACCAGUUUUCCAUUGCCUUCGCCGGGGUCUGGCCAUCCAUCUCCAACUAAAUCUGCUGGCGAUUUGCCCUAGGACGAACGGGAGGCAAAAAAAAGGUGUGAAGGGAACCAAGGGCCCUGGGAGUUGUCGGCACUGCUCGCCGAGCCUUCCCUUUGGGGGACACUUGAAACCUUAAUACUGGAAUUAGGUAGGUAGACGCUGCCCUGCUGUAUCCGCUUUGUUGGUGCAAAGAUCAGGUUAGCGAGGACCGACUCACGCACUACAAAGUACUUUUUACUUGUACUUUACACUACAGGGCAGCACACUGAAGCAAGCAAGCACGAGUGAGUGACCGGGAGUGAGUGUGGGUGGACUCCCUCCAAUCUGCAAGUACCUCUACCUCUACCAAAACAGUCCCUCUCUCUCCCUCUCCUCCUCCCACCCGGGAACCCACUUCACAGGCAAAAGCUUUGAUCUGCUGAGAACCCUUGGGCCUGCCUCCUCUUGCUACUACUUAAUAAUAACCUGAACCUCUGCCCAACUCCCACCCUUUUCCCUUCCCUUUCCUUCAGCCCACUUGACCUAGGUCAUCAUCUCCCUCCCGACUCUUCCCAACUCGUUGUUCUCCAGCAACGACAGAGCGGGUCCACCUUUUCGACACCAUAGCUCACUCACUCAGUUUGUCGUCGACUUCAUCCCUCGACAACAACAACAACAACAUCGACACCAUGGCGUCGACUUCGGCCACGGAUAUUCCUGCUGAGGUUCAGGCUGUGAAUGUCCCUGAUGGCACCACCGAUUUCAUCCCCCUCAGAGGCAAGAAGUAUGACCUCAAGAAGCCUCACAUUACCGAGCUGCCCAUCACCUGGGGCAACUGGUACAAGCACGUCAACUGGUUGAACACCACCUUCAUCAUCUUCGUGCCUCUCGCCGGUCUCAUCUCUGCCUACUGGAUCCCCGCUCAGACCAAGACCAUCCUCUUCUCUAUCGCCUACUACUACUUCGCCGGUCUCGGUAUCACUGCCGGUUACCACCGACUUUGGGCCCACACCUCUUACAAGGCCACCCUCCCCCUCAAGAUCUGGCUCGCCGCUGGUGGUGCUGCUGCCGUCGAGGGUUCCGCCCGCUGGUGGUCCAGGGACCACCGUGCUCACCACAGAUACACCGAUACCGACAAGGACCCCUACUCGGUCCGCAAGGGUCUCCUCUACUCCCACAUCGGCUGGAUGGUCAUGAAGCAGAACCCCAAGAGAAUCGGCCGUACCGACAUCACCGAUCUCAACGAGGACCCCGUCGUCGUUUGGCAGCACAAGCACUACAUCAAGUGCGUCAUCGUCAUGGCUCUCAUCGUCCCUACCCUUAUUUGCGGUCUCGGCUGGGGUGACUAUGCUGGUGGCUUCAUCUACGGCGGUAUCCUCCGUAUCUUCUUCAUCCAGCAGGCUACCUUCUGCGUCAACUCUCUUGCCCACUGGCUCGGCGACCAGCCCUUCGACGACCGCAACUCACCGAGAGAUCACGUCAUCACUGCCCUCGUCACCCUUGGUGAGGGUUACCACAACUUCCACCACGAGUUCCCCAGCGAUUUCCGUAACGCUAUUGAGUGGUGGCAAUAUGACCCCACCAAGUGGUGCAUCUGGGUCUGGAAGCAGCUCGGUCUCGCCUACGACCUCAAGAAGUUCCCCCACAACGAGAUCGAGAAGGGCCGUCUCCAGCAGCAGCAGAAGAAGCUCGACCAGAAGCGUGCCACCCUUGACUGGGGUAUUCCCCUUGAGAACCUCCCCGUUGUCAGCUGGGACGACUUUGUCCAGGAGUCCAAGAACGGCAAGGCCUGGAUCGCUGUCGCUGGUGUCAUCCACGAUGUCGGCAAGUUCAUUCAGGACCACCCUGGUGGCAAGGCUCUUAUCAACUCGGCUAUUGGCAAGGACGCUACCGCCAUCUUCAACGGUGGUGUCUACAACCACUCCAACGCUGCCCACAACCUUCUCUCCACCAUGCGCGUCGGUGUCAUCCGCGGCGGCUGCGAGGUUGAGAUCUGGAAGCGUGCCCAGGCCGAGAACAAGGAUAUUGCCACUGUUACCGACUCUUCUGGCAAGAAGAUCGUUAGAGCUGGCCUUCAACCUACUCGUGUCACCCCACCCGUCACCACGGCUGAUGCGGCAUGAGUGGAGUUAGAAGAAUGACGGGGUUUCACGGAGUCUUCCGGAUUAUGGAAGGCUUCAAGGGACAGGGGAAAAAAUUGCAUGGGAAGCCGUGGCUCUAGCCGUAGAUAGCGCGCAAUGACCACGGAGUAGUACAGUAAGAGAGGAGCAAGACGGAAACGUGAUCAACACCUGCACCUCCGCUUUUUUCGCUGUACAUACACUUCCCGACUUCGGUCUUCACGGCGUUUUGGGGAGAUUUGGGAUUUUGGUCUGCAUGGAAAAUAGUCUGCUUUUUGCACGCGUAUGAAGACAACAUGGUAUGGUUUGAAAAGGCGGACACUUGAGGGUUUACAGGUGACGGAGAUACCAACAGAUUAGAUUGCGACUUUGUGUGGGCUGGCUAGUCUUAUGGCAAUAGCAUCAUACAUUCGUUAUGCAAGGCAUUUGAAACAUUCAUAUAUGUACCUUUCAUGGCAAUAGUUGGUUCGCAUGAUGAGAUAUUCAUUCCCAUGAUCCAUUUCCGCUGAACCCGAUGAAAACUCCAUACGGCAAGGUUGAGAAUCCACAUGAUCGCUUACCGUGGUGGAACUCGGGAGUUCGAUUACGCCCCUUGACAUGAGCGGAGCAGCUAACGUUGUCGAGUGGAUGAAGCCAAACUACGCAUCGGGAUGCUCGGUCAUUACAAGAAUCAUAAAACAUAUCAAAGGAUUUCUUACAAGCUCACUGGUUGAUAAUCACCCGGCACCAGUCUUAAUAGUGUAGUCCUAUUUUUGUUCAGUUUUCGACCGAGCAAUGGUACGCUUGAGACAUCCCACACUUACUCGGCAUCAGUAGGUAAGGUACACUACUUACGGACUUACGGUACUCUCCAGGAUCUUGCCCUGGUACUCAACAUCUUGCUGGAGAGAAAGAUAAAU